Molecule: messenger RNA, 474 nt
Organism: Cinclus cinclus
Lineage: Eukaryota; Metazoa; Chordata; Aves; Passeriformes; Cinclidae
Gene: GLOD5
Product: glyoxalase domain containing 5
Exons: 3
Coding region: 1-474 (157 amino acids)
Source: RefSeq, a predicted model, not a curated record
AUGCCAGUUCCCAGCCCUGAGAGCAUGGCUUGGAAGAAGGAGGGCACGAGCCCACCCUCGUGUUUCAUCCAGCACCUGGAUCACCUUGUGUUGACGGUGAAGAGCAUUGAGGACACUGUGGCCUUUUAUUCCAAAGUCCUGGGCAUGGAGGUGGUGACUUUCAAGGGGAAUCGCAAAGCUUUACGUUUUGGACAGCAGAAGUUCAACCUGCACGAGGCUGGGCAGGAGUUUGAGCCCAAGGCUCGGCUCCCGGUGCCUGGCUCUGCGGAUUUCUGCCUGAUCACAGCAGCACCCCUGGAGAAGCUGCUGGAACAUCUGGAGGCCUGUGGGGUGGCCAUUGAGGAAGGUCCCGUGGCCAGAACUGGUGCUGUGGGUCCAAUAACCUCCAUCUACUUCCGAGACCCUGACGAGAACCUGGUUGAGGUUUCCAGGUACUGCACGGGUGUGGCUGCAGACACUGAAGGGAAACCCUGA